GCACCCUUUGAUGGAUCCCGCCUGGUCUUCCCCCCAGUGCCAGCCUCUCUGGUGAUUGCCUUCUUCUAUGUAUUACUGCGGCUCAUUCUGCCCGAGGCCGUGGCAGGCAUCGUCUUUGCCGGGGGCCUCCUGGGCUAUGUCCUCUAUGACAUGACCCAUUACUACCUGCACUUCGGCUCACCACACAAGGGCUCCUACCUGUACAAGAUGAAGGCCCACCAUGUGAAGCAUCACUUCGAAUACCAGAGAUCAGGGUUUGGCAUCAGCACUAAAUUGUGGGAUUACUUUUUCCACACCCUCAUCCCAGAGGAAUCCCACCAGAAGACGCAGUGACAGCCCCUACCCCUCUGUGCUGCCCUCACUCUAUCCCCGGCCCCUGCACCCUGUCCUACCCCGCCUCCAUCCAGACCCUGCUAAGGUCAGUGUGGCCAGGCAGGACGGGCUCUGUUUAGCCCUGGGGCUUGGUGGAGACCUGAAGGCAGGACUGCCCUUCUGGCUUACUGCAUGAGGAGAGCAUCCUCUUGAUAGCCAAGUGGCCCUUGAGGAUUGACUCAUUCCCAGAGAAGUAUGACCGCCCCAUUGGCAUUCCUGCCCAGGCUUCAGCCCUCAGCGCUGCUUCAGGGCCCAGAAAAUGGCCCCAAGGGGCAUGAAGGAAACCGACCCCACCUGUGCCUUAGAACCCUGGGCUUCCUGGGGGCUUCUCCGUGCAGCAGAGGGACCAAUGUCGCAGCAGAAGCAUGGCCUGCAGGCCUGUGGCCACAUCUUAACUCUCCUUCCCUCUCUUGAGAGAGUUUGAUGGUUCAGAAGUGAAUGAAGGGCUAUCCCAAGAAGAGCCAGCAUGAUGCCUCCCACAGGCCAUUCCCAGACCCCGGGAGAGCCAAUCUGGUCCCUGCCAACCGCACCACCUGUUGUGUCAGUGGCAAUAAUCCAGCAUUUAUGUACCUGGGCAGAAAGCAUGAGGGCGGCUGGCACCCUCUACAAGGCUGACUGGAGCUCUAGCCCUUGUCUUUGGGAAUCAACAGCUGCUUUCUCCAUCUCCCCUCUCCCCCAAGACCACAGAACUGCUCCCCAGCAGUGGCUGGAGCAGUCUCUGCAUUGGUGAGAGCCCCUCCCUCGCCCUGGCCAUUCCUAGCCUCCGCCUGCUCAGGUAGAUGCCCACCCCCACUCAGGACCCUCCCAACAGUGCCUCCUGAAGCCAAGAUGGAGCUCUCAUCUGGUGCCUUCUCACCUUCCUCACCUCCCAGAUCGUUUCUUCCUUGUAACCAGAGCCCUCACUGCUCCUGGAGUCUUAUUUAUAAACUACAUAAAUAUUCUUAAUCUGGCCCCAAAUGAAGUGGCUGUUCAGAUGUCCCUUUCUAAUCCUAUGUAUUGAGCUUACUUUUUUAAAAAAUCAUCUUGCCUUCCUUUUUGUUCUUUUCUUACCCACAAGCCAUUACUACUUGAAACUCGUCAAAAACCCAAUGGGUGCAAAGACUAAAGAGAAAACAGUGUGGCCAGCCCCGUGAUUUGUACUGUUUACGGUGAAGCUAUCUAGAGAUUUUGGGAUAAAUAUACAGAACCGCAGUUGUGAAAUAAAGAUGUAAAUAAAUUGUAUAUUUUGAAAAAAAUAAAACAUUGAGAAGAAACCAA
Molecule: messenger RNA, 1629 nt
Organism: Psammomys obesus (fat sand rat)
Lineage: Eukaryota; Metazoa; Chordata; Mammalia; Rodentia; Muridae
Product: fatty acid 2-hydroxylase
Biological process (GO): lipid biosynthetic process; fatty acid metabolic process
Cellular component (GO): membrane; endoplasmic reticulum
Molecular function (GO): fatty acid 2-hydroxylase activity; iron ion binding
Source: RefSeq, a predicted model, not a curated record